GUGAGCUGGGGAGUUGGGAGAAGGCAUGAGGAGCAGUGGGAAGGCUGCCUGUCUGCUGCUCUGGGGCUGAUCGCAGCCCGGCUGCGCCGGUGCGGAGGAGGGGGCAGCCCCCGCCUGGCGUCCCGGCAUGCUGAAAGUCACCAUGCCCUCCUCCUCCUCCUCCUCCUCGUCCUCCUCAUCGUCCUCCUCCUCCUCGGGCUCUGCGGCCGCCGGCCGCCCCGGGGGCGCCGCGCCCGACUACUGGAUCGACGGCUCCAACAAGGACACCCUGGCCCACUACUUCGAGCUGGAGUCCGAGCUGGGACGUGGGGCUACAUCCAUUGUCUACAGAUGCAGGCAGAAAGGGACCCAGAAACCUUACGCCGUCAAAAUGUUGAAGAAGACAGUAGACAAGAAAAUUGUCCGCACAGAAAUUGGAGUGCUUCUUCGCCUUUCACAUCCCAACAUCAUAAAACUGAAGGAGAUAUUUGAGACCCCUACCGAAAUCAGUCUUGUUCUGGAAUUGGUCACAGGUGGAGAACUAUUUGACAGGAUUGUGGAAAAGGGUUAUUACAGUGAACGAGAUGCUGCUGAUGCUGUUAAACAAAUCUUGGAGGCAGUUGCUUACCUGCAUGCAAAUGGGAUUGUGCACCGUGACUUGAAGCCAGAAAAUCUACUCUAUGCAACACCAGCACCAGAUGCACCACUGAAAAUUGCUGAUUUUGGACUUUCCAAGAUUGUGGAAGAUCAGGUGACCAUGAAGACAGUUUGUGGAACUCCAGGGUACUGUGCACCAGAGAUACUACGAGGAUGUGCCUAUGGCCCUGAAGUGGACAUGUGGUCUCUGGGGAUUAUCACCUACAUUCUACUCUGUGGCUUUGAACCAUUUUAUGAUGAAAGGGGAGAUCAGUACAUGUUUAAGAGAAUCCUGAACUGUGAAUAUGACUUUGUGUCCCCCUGGUGGGAUGAUGUGUCUCUGAAUGCCAAGGAUUUAGUUAAAAAGUUAAUUGUUUUAGACCCCAAGAAACGCCUCACAACUCUACAGGCUUUGCAGCACCCAUGGGUCACAGGAAAGGCAGCAAAUUUUGCACAUAUGGACAAUGCACAAAAGAAACUUCAAGAAUUCAAUGCCCGGCGUAAACUUAAGGCUGCAGUAAAAGCUGUUGUGGCAUCGACUCGCCUUGGCAGCGCCAGCAGUCACAGCACUCAUGACAGCAACAAGCCCAGUCGUAACCCAUCUCCUGUCCAUGACGGCAAACCUGAAAAGAAACCCACUCAGGAAGCAGAAGCAGCUCCAGAAGAAAUGUCUUAGGUCGAUGCGCUUCCUUGUUUCAGCUGAGAUCUGUCAUUUCAUUCACCAACUAACUUGUCAUUCAGCAAGAGAGAUUCGUAAGCUUGGCCUCUCUGGUUCUGCUUUGGGGUGCCAAACGCACUGGCUGGUGAUUCUACCUUCAAUGCAUGUGACUGCUUAUGAAAAUAGUAAACUGUUCCAUAAGGCAUGUCAUGGAAACAGUGUUAUUUGCGGUAAUACUGGCAGGUGAAAACAUGGGAAUGAAUAACUACCUACCAUAAUGCGUAUACUCCAUAUACAUCUAUACAGUGUUUCUAGAUGGCAUUUGAAACAAAUACUAUUUAAUUCAGUUUUACGGAAGUAGGUGUCUUCUGUAUGUCAUGACUUCCUUUGAACUGCUUCCUUCCAGAUUCAUAGUCCUGCAGUAGACAAAAUGUAAGGAAAUACCAAACAAAUAGCUUUUAAAAAUAAUGUAUGUAUGAAAUAAUGCUUUUUACCUGUAAAGUUAAGAAAAAAAAAAUGUUUGGGGAUUUAUAUGCAAGAAACAUUCCACUACUUCUGGGAAGAAAUUGAAAUGUUAGUUCCACUGGGCAUGAAAAUGUACAUUCCUCAAGCUUGUUUUGAGAAUGCCUUACUCUGACUUUUCCUGUUUAUAUACAGCAUUUUAAUGACAACCAAAAUUACUCAGACUUCUGCUAUCUCAUUCUCUAGUAAACUGUUAGCCAAACAAAAUGACAGAAGAAUAGGGGAUUAGAGUAAAUGCAAAUUUUUGAAUGCCAUUGUAUUUACUCAUGUAUUUCUAAACUGUGCAGCUAGAAAACGUUUUUAUAGGGCCUAAGGGAAUAAUCUGCAAUUACACAAGUUUUAAAUGCUUGAAGUAAGCUAUUCCACAACAUGAUGAUUUUGCUCUGGGGAAACACUCUUAUACAAGGUCUGGGAGACAGUGGUGUAAUCUGGCUGCUUCCUAGGUAGUUUAACCUCAUGAGUAACCCGUCUCACUUAUCAGCGCAUUUAGUUCAGAUUUUCCCGACAAAGGGCCCCUCCCGCAAAAUGAUCCACCAGCACAGAUCUUGCAUCCACCUAGAGCUCCUGUGUCUGAAGUUACAAGCCAUGUGCAUGGAUCAGCUUGUGAAAUUAGGAUCAGGCUCUUCAGCUGUCUUGGUCUUUUUUUUGAAUGUGAUUGAUAGGAACUGAGAAACUGUCAAGAAUCAGUAUGUAUGACCGUUUACACUUCUUUGUUAUCAUUUUGAUAGCAUGGGGAUUUCAUAAUGUUAUUGAUGUAUUACAGAAAUUGCAAAAAGAAUCUGAUAUACAACAAUGUCGUUUGUGUUUGUUAAACUUUUUAAUGAUGAUAGUUACCUAAAACCCUUACAUGCUCAACAUUCUUCUUUUGCUUUGUUUUUAUUUUAAGUUAGGCCUUGCACAACUUGCUUUCAAAAAUAUAUUGGCUACCAAAAAUAGUCACUGAUAAAAUAUUCUAGUAUUCAGUAGCUACAUUUCCUGAUGAAAUUAAAAUAAAAGGUACAAGGAUGUUACUCACAUGGUAGGUUUUCUAAAUAAAAUGUAAUUUAGCUUAACACAAGAAGGAAGAGAUAAGAUGCUGUCUUUGAAGGUAUGGAUGCGUGCUAAUGAAUGUACUGUACUUGAUAUUUUUUCCCAUUUCCAUUUCUUAAAGCACUUUGAAAUUGUACAAAAAGAUUUGCUAAUUGAGUGAGGUUGAAAUUUAAAGUACAUGCAUCCAGCCUUUCCCUAGGUGAUGGCACACUUUGAGGCAGUACAGGGCCAUCAGCUGGAGAGGCUGGUGAGGGCCAGGCAGCUGUUAAAGUCAUGCUGAGGACUCUGCCUGAUUUUAUUGUUCUCACUGUGAGCAGGGCAACAAGACACAUUUGCAGAUUUUCCCUUGGAAAAAAAUUCUGUAGGAAUAACCACUUUGGAGAAGGUGAUGGGUUCAUCCAUCUGCCUCACGUUUUACUGUCUUUCUUAUCUGCUGCAAAGGGACUGCAGGACUAAUGCAUUUCUCAGCCACAGGUCUCCUCCCUCACUUACAGCCUUGGAGGCAUCCGAGUUGGGUCAGUGAGGGGGGUUAGAUUUUUUUAAUGUUUCAUCCUUCAGUGGGGAUAGUUGCUUCUGAUCUACAAAAGUCAUUGCACACCUAUCAGUGCUUGAGCAGAAAUAUCUUCAUCUGAAACAUGGUGUGUCUGAGAUGAAAAGUAAUAUAGUCCUAGCUGAGUCUUAAAUGUAUGUGCUGCUAAAUUAUACCAUGGUGUAUCAUAACUAUGAACCAGCUCCAUGCAACUAGAGACCGCUCUGUGAAAGCAUGAUCUUGGCGGCAGCUCAGUCUUGCGCAUGAAGGCUCUGGGGCUUAAAAUGGUUUUGCUUAGUUUUCUUUCAUUAUGUUCACUUUGAAACAAUCAGGAUGUCUGUGCUGAAGGAAUUACCAAUAUGUGACUCAGGAAAAUAGCAUGCCUGGUAUGACAAUACCGCGCAGAAGGAACAGCAGCACCAGGGUGUAUGCACUUAACUGAAGAAGGAAAUGUUAUGUGCAUUGGUUUUGUCUGGAAAAUCACACCCCAUAAUUCAGACUUGGGAGUGCAAUGCCAGUGCUGUGUGAUAUUGUGGAUAAAAAAUACAAACACACCCUAAAGCUAUUGGAGGCAGGCCAGUUCCACAUCUGCAGUUAUAAACUAGGUAAAAAAUUAAUAAUGUUCUUUUCUGUUGAAACCCUAAGCUUUAAAUUUUUUAAGUGUUCAGUGUAUCAGCAGAGUUCCUCAGGUACAAAAGAGAGAACCUUGCCACCUUCCUGAAAUAUCUGAACUUAGAAAAACUUUUCCUCUAGAUGGAGAUUGUAGUAUUAGACAAUUGAAAGCUAAAAUUUGAGAGUUAGACUGAGGAGCUGACAGCUGUUAAACUGACAGUGAUUUCCUGCCUUUGCACAAGAAAAGGGUUUUUUACAAGCUCAGAAAGAUUCAUUCUGAAACGGUAACAGAUUUCCUGUCCUUUUGAAUACUUUGUGAUUUUGCUGAUGACACGGUAAAUUGCACUGCAUCAGCCCAGUGCUGGCUUGUUAGCUGGAGUUUGUAUUUGGCAUUGUGCAAGUGUUCUGUAAAGCUGCAGGCACACCAUAAUCAAACUUUUGAAUGCAAAAGACCAUAAGAGCAGAAGUUUGAUCCAACAUGCCCUUCAGAAGAUGGGCAGUAACAGUUCAGUUCCUGCGAGUGAGCUGGCUGUCGGGCAUGUGAAGGUGAGUGACUGAGCAUCCCCUUUGCAAGGACCCGUGUCUUGGUGAAUAAAGCAAAGUGCUGUGAAAAGCCAUGUGGUGCUAGAGUGGGAUGAAUAUGGCAACCAAAAUGUUUUGGGAAGGGUCUUAGGCUAGCAGGAGCAGGCAGUCACAGGCUGGUGGGGGCUGUGGCUCAGCAUUUGUUGAGUAAGGACCUGUCUCCUGCCGCUCCUGCUGCCAGUGAGGCAUGGAUGUGUCUGGAAGUCACAGGGAAGUGAGGACACCUCCACAGUUAUCACAGAAUCACAGAACCAUUUCCAGGUUGGAAAAGACCUCUAAGAUCACCUAGUCCAACCUAGCACUGACACGUCUGCCAGUAAACCAAGUUUCUAAAUUCUUACAUCUACAUGUUUCUUGAAGACCUCCAGGGAUGUUCCCUGGGCAGCCUGUUCCAAUGCUGCACAACUCUUUUAGUAAAGACAUUUCUCCAGCAGGGAGAGGGAAGAAGGUGUUAAAAGCUGUCAGUGUCCAACUUAGCAGAUGGAUAGCAGUAUUUGCUAAGCAGCAAGUACAGGAGGACUCUAGAAAAUACACACAUUUC
Messenger RNA from Cygnus olor (mute swan), 5088 nucleotides. RefSeq names its product calcium/calmodulin dependent protein kinase IV (gene CAMK4). Gene Ontology annotation, biological process: protein phosphorylation. Gene Ontology annotation, molecular function: calmodulin binding; ATP binding; calcium/calmodulin-dependent protein kinase activity. The transcript is spliced from 12 exons. NCBI's taxonomy places the organism in Eukaryota, Metazoa, Chordata, Aves, Anseriformes, Anatidae. Bases 128 to 1291 code for a protein of 387 amino acids. The record is from RefSeq and is a predicted model, not a curated record.